Messenger RNA from Gadus macrocephalus (Pacific cod), 2708 nucleotides. RefSeq lists its product as uncharacterized. The transcript is spliced from 14 exons. Gene Ontology annotation, biological process: cell surface receptor signaling pathway. Gene Ontology annotation, molecular function: transmembrane signaling receptor activity. Bases 287 to 1975 code for a protein of 562 amino acids. Lineage: Eukaryota; Metazoa; Chordata; Actinopteri; Gadiformes; Gadidae. The record is from RefSeq and is a predicted model, not a curated record.
UGUGUGCAUGUAUGUGUGCAUAUGUGUGUGUGUGUGUGUGUGUGUGUGUGUGUGUGUGUGUGUGUGUGUGUGUGUGUGUGUGUGUGUGUGUGUGUGUGUGUGUGGAUGGGUGGGUGUGUGUGUGUGUGUGUGUGUGUGUGUGUGUGUGUGUGUGUGUGUGUGUGUGUGUGUGUGUGUGUGUGUGUGUGUGUGUGUGUCUGUGUGUGUGUGUGUGUGUGUGUGUGUGUGGAUGGGUGGGUGUGUGUGAGAGUGUGUGUGUGUCUUUAGACUGAGUAGAUACGAGCACAUGCUGACACUAACGUGGAUAUUAAUAAGGAUUAUCUUAACUUCACGCCACCACGUAUCAGUGUUGCUGUUGGAGAUGUUUUCUUCUAUGGUUGUGGCCGUGCUGGGUUUCUUCUGCUUCAGCUUGGAGAGCAAUGCGUCUCCUCUGAGACCUCCGCUGCUCUACGGACCCGACGUAGCACUGGACGGACACGUCGUUGAGUUUGGGUGUCGGGUGCUCCGCCCCCCAGGAGAGCCACUCCUCCUGCAGCUGUUCAGGCAGGGGCUCCGCUCCAGGGCCCUGGCUUUCUACACCUCCCUGGACGGCAGCCCGGCCGUCUUCCCCAUGGUGGUCCGACGCGCCUCCCACGAGGGGAACCUGGAGUGUGUGGCCAGCGUGCAGAACAACUCCCGGAUCCAGCCCUCCGUCAGCCCACCGCAUCGCCUCAAGGUCCUGGUGCCCGUGGGCGGAGCCACGCUCGCCAUCCGGUCCCGGGAGGAGGAGUUCUUUGAGGGGGAGCGUCUGGUUCUGAGCUGUAACGUGACGUCAGGGAACUACGUCUCCUACAGCUGGCUGCUGGACGACCAGCCCCCCCCCGGCCCCACCCCCCAGCCUGGCCCCGCCCCCCAGCCUGGCCCCGCCCCCCACCACACCCACCAGGACCUCCUCAUCCCCAGAGCUGGACCGCAGCACUCUGGGAGCUACGUCUGUGUCGCCUCCAACCGAUACAACGACACCGAGGUCUACCGCGCGGCCAGCCCCAAGGUCAUGAUCACAGUCAAAGAGUUGGCCUCCCGCCCUGACCUCUCCUACGCCGUGGAGAAGCAGAACCAGACCUUCUCGGUGCGGGUCACCUGCCUGUCCAGCAGAGGGACCCCCCCGAUCACCUUCUCCCUCCUGGGGGGCGCCGUGCUCCUGGCCCGGCAGACCUCCGAGCAGGGUCCGAGCGCCUCCUUCAGCGUGCCCCUGGUCCCGGACGCCCCGCCCCGAGGGCUGCGCUGCCGGGCCGAGAACGGGGGGCGGGUCGCGGACGGGACGGAGACGGCCGUACACGUGGCGCCGGUGGGCGGGCCGGUGACCCUGAGCUAUGAGUACAUCACGGCGGAGGACUUCUCCGUGACCGCGGUGACGUUCUUCUGCCGGGUGGCCAAGGGGAGCCACGCCCGCUUCCAGUGGUUCCUCAACGGCAGCCUGCUGGGCCCAGACGCGCCGGCCUUCUACACCCUGCUGCAGCCGUCCGCCCGGCAGUCUGUCCUCCUGCUGCCCGUGGACAGACGGAGCUCCGGGACGUACCACUGCCGGGUGUCAGACCUCUACGACAACACGACGGGGGUCCAGAGCGGGAAGCUGUACCUAGACAGAGAAGGUGAACGCUGGUCUGUGCCUAGACAGAGAAGUGCUGAACCGCCUCUCCAGCGCGGUCGUCGCGGUGGUCUUCAGCUGCUUUGGUCUGGUGAUCGCCUGCGUCUCCGCCUGUUGCUGCGCUGGACUGAUCUGCAGUGGACCUCCGAGGUGAAGGGCGUGGUCCUGGCCUUUGAAGAGGAUCUGGACUGGGAGGAGUACCGAGAGCGGGCUGAGGGCCUGACCGCCGCCGGACUGGAGUCUGAUCUGCAGGAGGCCCUGGGCUCAGAGGAGGAGGAGGAGCAGCGGCCGGAGAACCGGGAGACCCAGAGGAGAACACGGAGCGAUGAGGAGAACACGGAGCCAUGAGGAGGAGAACACGGAGCCAUGAGGAGGAGAACACAGAGCCAUGAGGAGGAGAACACGGAGCCAUGAGGAGGAGAACACGGAGCGAUGAGGAGAACACGGAGCGAUGAGGAGGAGAACACGGAGCGAUGAGGAGAACACGGAGCGAUGAGGAGAACACAGAGCGAUGAGGAGAAGAACACGGAGCCAUGAGGAGGAGAACACAGAGCCAUGAGGAGGAGAACACGGAGCCAUGAGGAGGAGAACACGGAGCGAUGAGGAGAACACAGAGCCAUGAGGAGGAGAACACGGAGCGAUGAGGAGGAGAACACGGAGCGAUGAGGAGAACACGGAGCGAUGAGGAGGAGAACACGGAGCGAUGAGGAGGAGAACACGGAGCGAUGAGGAGGAGAACACGGAGCGAUGAGGAGGAGAACACGGAGCAAUGAGGAGAACACGGAGCGAUGAGGAGAACACGGAGCGAUGAGGAGAACACGGAGCGAUGAGGAGGAGAACACGGAGCGAUGAGGAGAACACGGAGCGAUGAGGAGAACACAGAGCGAUGAGGAGGAGAACGCAGGAGGAGCAGCCAGAGAACCGGGGAACCAGAGCUGAACAGCGCUGGUCUGAACAGAACUCUCAACUGGUCGGUUUUGGAUCAGAAAACAUCUGUCAUCUGAUAUAAGGAUCCCCGGUCAUAACCAACAGCUUUAAUGUAUGACAUAAUAAUAAUAUAGAUAAAAUAACUUAAAGAACA